AAUCGCGCCUUUUCCUGCGCUAGUAACGCAAUCGAACAUUGUCGUUUCAGCACAAAAGGCUCUUGAGAAAGCCACUAACCUUCACGUUCCAAUCUCUCCCCACCGUUGCCUCUCUCUUUCUCUCUCUCUCUCUCUCUCUCCUCCUUUCUUGCUUAUACACUGAUCUGCAAGAUCUUAAACCCUGAAAACGGGGUCAAGAUCUCAUUUUUUCCUUGAAUUCGCCUCGAUUUCGCGAAAAAGCAAUGGGCUUGGGAACACCCAUUUCGAGAUUCGCCCUUCUGACGCUGACCAUAUGGCUGUUGCUCGGUCUCGCGAUCUCCGAACCCGUGGAGAAAGAGAGCUUCGACGAUGAAGAUUUGGAGGGGAUUGAGGAACUGUUGGCUCUAGAUGAGGAGGCGGAGCAACAGCAAGAAACGCACGCGAAUAGUGCUGAGGUAUUGACAAGAGCGCAGAGAAUAGUGCUCGAGCUCAACAGCGACAGUACGGAGAGAGUGAUCGAGCAAAACGAGUAUGUUCUUGUUCUGGGCUAUGCUCCGUGGUGCGCGAGGAGUGCCGAAUUGAUGCCGCAGUUUGCGGAGGCUGCAAACACAUUGAAAGCGUUGGGGAGUUCGGUCGUGUUGGCCAAGCUCGAUGCCGAGAGAUAUUCUAAAGCGGCUUCGAGCCUCGAGAUCAAAGGCUUUCCCACUUUGCUUCUGUUUGUCAAUGGGACUUCUCAGGUUUACUCUGGUGGAUAUACUGCGGAAGAAAUAGUGAUCUGGGCAAGGAAAAAGACUGGGGUGCCUGUUAUUAGGAUAAACUCGGUGACUGAAGCAGAAGAGUUUCUUAAGAAGUAUCAUAUGUUUGCCAUUGGUGUAUUUGAGAAAUUUGAGGGCCCUGCUUAUGAAGAAUUUGUUACAACAGCAACAGCUGACAAUGAAAUCCAAUUUGUAGAAGUUAGCAACAUUGAGGCUGCCCGUGCUCUUUACCCUGACAUUGAAUCUUCUAGCUUUUUCCUGGGCAUUGUCAAAAGUGAGCCAGAAAGAUAUUCUGGAUAUGAAGGAGCCUUUGAAAUGGAAAAGCUGCUGCAGUUUUUGGACCAUAACAAAUUUCCACUAGUUACCAAAUUGACUGAGCUUAAUUCCAUCAGAGUUUACUCCAGUCCCAUAAAACUCCAGCUUUUUGUGUUUGCUAAGGCUGAAGACUUCAAGGAUCUUCAUGAGCCUCUUCAAGAUGUGGCAAGGAAAUUCAAGUCAAAGAUAAUGUUCAUCUAUAUCGACAUUGCAGAAGAAAACCUAGCAAAGCCCUUCUUAACUCUUUAUGGACUUGAAGACACAGACGACACCGUGGUGGCUGCUUUUGAUAACAAAAUCAGCUCCAAGUAUUUGUUAGAGACAGAUCCAACACCAGCCAAUAUAGAAGAUUUCAGCUCAAAAUUUCUCCAGGGUUCACUAUCUCCUUACUUCAAGUCUCAGUCAGUACCAGACAACCUGAAUGAGGCAAGCAUCCAGGUCGUUGUGGGAAAGACAUUUGAUGACAUAGUUUUGAACAGUCCCAAGAAUGUCUUUCUUGAGGUUCACACGCCUUGGUGCAUCAACUGUGAGACUACAAGCAAGCAAGUAGAGAAGUUAGCUAAGCACUUCAAAGAUUUGAAUAAUUUGGUUUUUGCGAGGAUCGAUGCUUCUGCAAAUGAACAUCCAAAAUUACAGGUGGUUGACUAUCCGAUGCUCCUAUUUUACCCUGCAAGUGACAAAGCCAAUCCGAUAAAGGUUUCUGCAAAAUCAAGCUUGAAAAACAUGGCGAAGGUCAUCUCGAAACAUUUGAAAUCCAGCAAUGACGGCCCUAAAGAUGAAUUGUAAUAUAUGUGGUGAUGAAAGUAUAGAAAUUAGAAAUGGAGGAUGCUUGAAUGGUUCUGAUCUUUUCUUUUCUUCGAAAAGAAGACUAUUUUAGCAUUCGUUUUAUCAUUUAACUGUGUACAACCAAUGGAUAGAGUGCCUUGUUGCAGUAAAAAUGCAUAGGUCAUAGUACUUUACACCGA
Syzygium oleosum is the source of this 2014-nucleotide messenger RNA. Its product is annotated as protein disulfide isomerase-like 1-6. The coding region runs from base 243 to 1835 and encodes 530 amino acids. Gene Ontology annotation, molecular function: protein disulfide isomerase activity. The record is from RefSeq and is a predicted model, not a curated record. Gene Ontology annotation, cellular component: endoplasmic reticulum. Gene Ontology annotation, biological process: protein folding; response to endoplasmic reticulum stress. The transcript has 12 exons. NCBI's taxonomy places the organism in Eukaryota, Viridiplantae, Streptophyta, Magnoliopsida, Myrtales, Myrtaceae.